Molecule: messenger RNA, 2207 nt
Organism: Scaptodrosophila lebanonensis
Lineage: Eukaryota; Metazoa; Arthropoda; Insecta; Diptera; Drosophilidae
Product: protein spartin
Exons: 5
Coding region: 296-2032 (578 amino acids)
Biological process (GO): cell division; negative regulation of BMP signaling pathway
Cellular component (GO): plasma membrane
Source: RefSeq, a predicted model, not a curated record
UAAAUUAUAUUAUUUAAAAAUGUUUGAUUAAUUGUAAGGAAGUUAUCACGCAUUCAAUAAUAAUGACCGCGCAGCAGAUUCAAUUAAAUGCAGGAAUCAAUGUAGACGAAAGACAAAGAAGCUCUGUGAUUGAUUCGCCGGUCAAAGUACAAUAACAAAAUAACACGAUUACUCAGCAUCCUAUGCAACGCAAGAAUCUCAAAGCGUGCAGACUGAUAACAAAUAACGCUCGUUAAGAACGACAUAGAAAAUCACGAAUCCAUAACUAAAACAUACCGAAAAGCUACUCAACGUCAUGUCAACGGAAACGGAAUUUCUGGACGCAUACGCCAAUAUACGGCAUGCCUAUAAGGAGGCCAUGGCACAGGUAGAGCAGGCCAUCAGUGACGAGGAGCGUGAGGCUGUUGCCGAUGCCAUUGCGGCCUAUGAGCAGGCUGUGCGAAUGAUUGAAGACAUUUUUACCAUACCCGUUGGUUUGCCUGACGAAAUCGAUGCUGUACAGACGGAAUGGAACGAUGCUUGCGCCAUUAUACAAAAAUUAAAAAGUGCUAAGAUCGAGGUUACAUAUCGCUUGAAAGUAUUGCGGGCAUCUAAUGCGCCAGUCGACAAUAAUGCCUUGGAGGCGACAGAAGGUGUUCUUUUAGAUGGUGUCGAUGGAGGCCAGAUGGCAGCAAAAAAAAGUCGCCCAUUACUGGUGGAGAAUCCGGCUACCUUUUAUGACAUUGCCAAUGGAAGUGGCACUCCAAAGACAUAUAGAGAGCUAGCUGCUGGCUUGCGAGAGUUGCUGGCCACUAAAGAUGCGGCAGUACAAUUUGAUGAUUUGUUUCAGGCGCAGGUGAAGUUAUAUCGCAUUGAAGCUAGCGGCGUGGUGAUCACAGUAUCGGGCAACACAUCUAUGUCGCUAGUUAUGUGCACCGUUGGAGGAAAGUGGAAAUACCUGAAUGGUUUAUAUUUCAUACAAUGUGAAAUGCCACAGGAAAACGCAGCGUUGCCUUCACCGUCGUCGUCUGUGGAGCGAACGUCUAACAUGAUCUGGCUAUAUCCCUUGAUACCAACAAUUACCAAUUGCUAUCGCACAGAAUACGGCGCCUUCAUAUUCCCGGACGUGGAGUCGACCCAAGCUGGUAAUGCUUUUGGCAUUAUGUUGGUGAAGCGUCCAGAGCAUCCGUUCAGCACAGCCGUCACAGCUGGAGAUGAGUCCGAGCAAAUGGCAGAUUUGCAGCAGUUCUUUUUGGACUUGCUUGAGGCUGUGCUGGCGGGUACUGUGGAGCAAUUGAAAUCUCCGCGCACACAACGUUCUACGGCACUCAGUGGCUCUGAGCAGGUGUCGAAGCACAUUGUCUGUGCGGCAGAUUUUAUAGCGCGGAAUCUGGUCAAGGGCGCUGAAAAGACAGGAGGUCUGAUGAUGAGGACCACGCCAUAUUUGAUAUCAAAAAUGACUCCAGCAACGCCCGACGCUCAGACUCAGGUGCCAGCUUCAGUUCAAUCGACGGUGGAGGUGGCACAAAAAGCUACUCACGCUGUUGCUGGCAUGACCGGCUGGAUUGCUGGAAAAGUGGGCACUGCGUCUGUAGCGGUGGGUCGAUAUUUGGCGCCCCAUAUACAAACACAGGGCUCUAAACUACUCCAAAAAGGCUUUGGCUACGAUAGCCAUGAGGCUAACAGCACUAUGGAGGGCGCCAUGACAAUAGCAGCAGGCGCAGUUGAAGGAUUUUCUACUGUUUUCGAUAGCUUGGAGACAUCUGCAAAAAUAUUGGGAAAUAGCUUAAGCGAGAAUUCUGUUAAAAUAAUUGAGCACAAAUAUGGCGAAUCGGCUGGCAACUUGGCUUGUGGAACAUUUAAUACAGUUGGAAAUGCAUUUGUCAUUAGUCAAAAUGUAAACUACAUACACCCAAAGGGCAUUGCCAAGAAAAUGGUUAAAAAAACCGGUGAAGCCGUUGUUGAUGAUUAUAAACGGGAGUUACGUAGGAAUGAAUCUCAUUACAUUACCGCUGGCAAUAUAUAUCCCGAUCUGCGUGCUGUAAAGGAAUGAAAAUUGGCAGUCACUGAUAUUAAAAUUUAAACCAAAAGAAUUAAUAAUGUUACCAAAAAGUAGAUAUUGCAACGAUUAUUUUUAGUUGUACCACCAAUUUAUAUUUGUUUAGUUUCCAAACUAGUUUAUAUCUAUGAAUGUAAAUGUUAAAUGGGUAGACAAUAUGUAAAUGUUA